This is a messenger RNA of Ailuropoda melanoleuca (giant panda), 5884 nucleotides long. Its product is annotated as high affinity nerve growth factor receptor. Gene Ontology annotation, biological process: cell surface receptor protein tyrosine kinase signaling pathway; positive regulation of kinase activity; nerve growth factor signaling pathway. The transcript is spliced from 39 exons. Bases 127 to 5568 code for a protein of 1813 amino acids. Gene Ontology annotation, cellular component: axon; signaling receptor complex; plasma membrane. The record is from RefSeq and is a predicted model, not a curated record. Gene Ontology annotation, molecular function: neurotrophin binding; ATP binding; transmembrane receptor protein tyrosine kinase activity. NCBI's taxonomy places the organism in Eukaryota, Metazoa, Chordata, Mammalia, Carnivora, Ursidae.
GGCCCGGCAGCCGCGGCUUGGGAGCGCACGGACGGCUGCCGGCCGGCGCGAUGCUGCGAGGCGCCGCGCGGGCAGCGGGGCGGGUACGGCCGGGCGGCAGGGCCGGGCAGCCUGCUGGCCUGGCUGAUGCUGGCGUCCGCGGGCGCCGCUCCCUGCCCCGAUGUCUGCUGCCCCCACGGCCCCUCGGGGCUGCGCUGCGCCCGGCCUGGGGCCCUGGAUAUGCUCCGCCGCCUGCCCGGGGCUGAGAAUCUGACGGAGCUCUACAUGGAGAACCAAGAGCAGCUGCAGCAUCUGGAUGCCACUCACCUGAGGGGCCUGGGGGAGCUGAGAGACCUCACCAUCGUGAAGAGUGGACUCCGCUCUGUGGCGCCCGAUGCCUUCCAUUUCACUCCUCGGCUCAGUCGCCUGAAUCUCUCCUUCAACGCUUUGGAGUCUCUCUCCUGGAAAACUGUCCAGGGCCUCCCCCUGCAGGAGCUGGUCCUGUUGGGGAACCCUCUUCACUGCACGUGUGCCCUGCACUGGCUGCUGCGCUGGGAGGAGGAGGGGCUGGGCGGCGUGCGCGGGCAGAAGCUUCAGUGCCCCGGGCAGGGGCCCCUGGCCGUCUUGUCCAAUGCCAGCUGCGGUGUGCCCGUGCUGAAGCUCCAGAUGCCCAAUGCCUCUGUGGACGUGGGGGACAAUGUGUCGCUGCAGUGCCUGGUGGAGGGGCAGGGCCUGGAGGGCGCCGGCUGGAUCCUCACCGAGCUGGAGGAGUUGGCCACAGUGACGCAAUCUGGGGGUCUGCCAUCCCUGGGGCUGACGCUGGCCAACGUCACCAGUGACCUCAAUAGGAAGAAUGUGACAUGCUGGGCGGAGAAUGACAUGGGCCGGGCCGAAGUCUCCGUGCAGGUCAACGUCUCCUUCCCGGCCAGCGUGCGGCUGCAUGAGGCCGUCGAGCUGCAUCACUGGUGCAUCCCCUUCUCGGUGGACGGGCAGCCGCCGCCCUCUCUGCGCUGGCUCUUCAACGGCUCCACGCUCAACGAGACCAGCUUCAUCUUCACCGAGUUCCUGGAGCCCGCGGCCAACGAGACGGUGCGGCACGGCUGCCUGCGCCUCAACCAGCCCACCCACGUCAACAACGGCAACUACACGCUGCUGGCCGCCAACCCCUCGGGCCAGGCCUCCGCCUUCGUCAUGGCUGCCUUCAUGGACAACCCUUUCGAGUUCAACCCCGAGGACCCCAUCCCCGUCUCCUUCUCACCAGUGGACACUAACAGCACAUCCGGAGACCCAGUGGAGAAGAAGGAUGAAACACCUUUCCGGGUCUCAGUGGCUGUGGGCCUGGCUGUCUUUGCCUGCCUCUUCCUUUCGACGCUCUUCCUUGUGCUCAACAAAUGUGGACGGAGGAACAAGUUUGGGAUCAACCGCGCAGCUGUGCUGGCCCCAGAGGAUGGACUGGCCAUGUCCCUGCACUUCAUGACUCUGGGUGGCAGCUCCUUGUCCCCCACUGAGGGCAAAGGCUCUGGGCUUCAAGGCCACAUCAUCGAGAACCCACAGUAUUUCAGUGAUGCCUGUGAGGAACUCUCCUGGGUCAAGGGCGGGGGCGUCCGUCACAUCAAGCGCCAGGACAUCGUGCUCAAGUGGGAGCUGGGCGAAGGCGCCUUCGGGAAGGUCUUCCUGGCAGAGUGCCACAGCCUGCUGCCUGAGCAGGAAAAGACGCUCGUGGCCGUCAAGGCGCUGAAGGAGGCGUCCGAGAGCGCGAGGCAGGACUUCCAGCGGGAGGCGCAGCUGCUUACCGUCCUGCAGCACCAGCACAUCGUGCGCUUCUUCGGGGUCUGCACCGAGCACCGCCCGCUGCUCAUGGUCUUCGAGUACAUGCGCCACGGCGACCUCAACUGCUUCCUCCGGUCCCACGGGCCCGACGCCAAGCUGCUGGCAGGCGGGGAGGACGAGGCUCUGGGCCCCCUGGGCCUGGGGCAGCUGCUAACCGUGGCCAGCCAGGUCGCUGCUGGGAUGGUGUACCUGGCCGGUCUGCACUUCGUGCAUCGUGACCUGGCCACGCGCAACUGUCUGGUGGGCCAAGGACUGGUGGUCAAGAUCGGGGACUUUGGCAUGAGCAGGGACAUCUACAGCACGGACUAUUACCGCGUGGGGGGCCGCACCAUGCUGCCCAUCCGCUGGAUGCCGCCCGAGAGCAUCCUCUACCGGAAGUUCAGCACCGAGAGCGACGUGUGGAGCUUCGGCGUGGUGCUCUGGGAGAUCUUCACCUACGGCAAGCAGCCCUGGUACCAGCUCUCCAACACCGAGGCUCCAUAUCCUGAGCGCUGGGAUCCCCCAGGACACUGCCAGGCCCCCCAGGCCCUGCCCCUGUCUCCUCUCCGUUUCUCAGGCCGCAGGAUGCCAUGGAGGCCUGAUACUCGGUUAGCCGUCCAGUGCCAUCGCCUGCCCCAGCACCUGGCCUCCACGAUGUUACCACCUCUGUGCUCCCUCCUUUUCCUGGCCCUGGGCCUGCAGCUGGCUGGAGCUCUCAACCCCAGUGACCCCAACACCUGCAGCUUCUGGGAAAGCUUCACCACCACCACCAAGGAGUCCCAGUCCCGCCCCUUCAGCCUGCUCCCCUCGGAGCCCUGUGAGCGGCCCUGGGAGAGCCCCCACACCUGCCCCCAGCCCACGGUCGUCUAUAGGCCGGUGUACCGCCAGGUGGUGAGGACAGAGCACCGAAAGCGCCUGCGGUGCUGUCCGGGCUUCUACGAGAGCGGGGGCACCUGUGUCCCUCUCUGCGCCCAGGAGUGCGUCCACGGCCGCUGUGUGGCUCCCAGUCAGUGCCAGUGCGAGCAGGGCUGGCAGGGCGAUGACUGCUCCAGCGCGUGUGCCCCAGGGGUGUGGGGGCCUCAGUGUGACAAGCCCUGCCUCUGUGGGAACAGCAGCUCCUGUGACCCCAGGAGUGGAGCCUGCUUCUGCCCCCCUGGACUGCAGCCCCCACACUGCCUCCUGCCCUGCCCCCCCGGCCAGUACGGUCCUGCCUGCCAGUUGCGCUGCCAGUGCCACGGAGUGCCCUGUGACCCCCAGACUGGAGCCUGCUUCUGCCCCCCGGAGAGAACAGGGCCCAGCUGUGAGAUGUCCUGUCUCCCGGGCACCACUGGCGUUGGCUUCUGCCCCGGCACCUAUCCUUGCCACAACGGGGGUGUGUACCAGGCCUCGCAGGGCUCCUGCAGCUGCCCGCCUGGUUGGAUGGGCACUAUCUGCUCCCUGCCCUGCCCAGAGGGCUUCCACGGACCCAACUGCUCCCAGGAGUGCCACUGUCACAAUGGUGGCCUCUGCGAUCCAUUCACUGGCCAGUGUCACUGCGCUCCGGGCUACACGGGGGAUCGGUGCCGUGAGGAGUGCCCCGUGGGCCGCUUCGGCCAGGACUGUGCGGAGAUGUGCGACUGCACCCAGGGCGCGCGCUGCUUCCCGGCUAACGGCGCGUGUCUGUGCGAACACGGCUUCACCGGGGAGCGCUGCACCGAGCGCCUCUGCCCCGACGGCCUCUACGGCCUCAGCUGCCAGGAGCCCUGCACCUGCGACCCGGAGCACAGCCUCAGCUGCCACCCGAUGAACGGGGAGUGCUCGUGCCUGCCGGGCUGGGCCGGCCUGCACUGCAACGAGAGCUGCCCGCAGGACACGCACGGGCCCGGCUGCCAGGAGCACUGCCUCUGUCUCCACGGCGGUGUGUGCCAGCCCGACAGCGGCCUGUGCCGGUGUGCGCCGGGCUACACGGGCCCGCACUGCGCCAGCCUCUGCCCCCCCGACACCUAUGGCGUGGACUGCAACGCGCGCUGCUCCUGCGAGAACGCCAUCGCCUGCUCGCCGAUCGACGGCGCCUGCGUCUGCAAGGAGGGUUGGCAGCGUGGGAACUGCUCUGUGCCCUGCUCGCCUGGAACCUGGGGCUUCGGUUGCAACGCCAGCUGCCAGUGUGCCCACGAGGCAGCCUGCAGCCCCCAAACCGGAGCCUGUACCUGCACCCCUGGGUGGCACGGGGCCCACUGCCAGCUCCCCUGCCCGAAGGGGAAGUUUGGUGAAGGCUGUGCCAGUCACUGUGACUGUGACCACUCUGAUGGCUGCGACCCUGUUCGUGGACACUGCCAGUGCCAGGCCGGCUGGACGGGGACUCGCUGCCACCUGCCCUGCCCCGAGGGCUUCUGGGGAGCCAACUGUAGUAAGAGCUGUACCUGCAAGAAUGGGGGCACCUGCAUCCUCGAGAAUGGCAAUUGCGUGUGCGCCCCCGGAUUCCGAGGCCCCUCCUGCCAAAGAUCCUGCCAGCCCGGCCGCUAUGGCAAACGCUGUGUGCCCUGCAAGUGUGCCAACCACUCCUCCUGCCACCCCUCCAACGGGACCUGCUACUGUCUGGCUGGCUGGACAGGCCCGGAUUGCUCCCAGCCAUGCCCUCUAGGACACUGGGGAGCCAACUGUGCCCAGCCCUGCCAGUGCCACCACGGGGGCACCUGCCACCCCCAGGAUGGGAGCUGUUUCUGCCCCCCAGGCUGGACUGGACACCUCUGCUUGGAAGGCUGCUCUCCUGGGAUGUUCGGAGCCAACUGCUCCCAGCCAUGCCAGUGUGGUCCUGGAGAGAGGUGCCACCCGGAGACUGGGGCCUGUGUGUGUCCCCCAGAGGACAGUGGUGCCCCCUGCAGGAUUGGAAGCCAGGAGCCCUUCACCAUGAUGCCUACCUCUCCGGUGGCCUAUAACUCGCUGGGGGCAGUGAUCGGCAUCGCUGUGCUGGGCUCCCUGGUGGUGGCCCUGCUGGCACUGUUCAUUGGCUACCGCCACUGGCAAAAAGGCAAGGCACACCGACACCUGGUGGUGGCCUACAGCGGCGGGCGCCUGGACAGCUCCGAGUACGUCAUGCCAGAUGUGCCCCCCAGCUACAGCCACUACUACUCCAACCCCAGCUACCACACCCUGUCACAGUGCUCCCCGAACCCCCCGCCCCCGAACAAGGUUCCAGGCAGUCAGCUGUUCGCCAGCCUCCAGGCCCCCGAGCGGCCAGGGGGCACGCACGGGCUCGAGAACCACAGCACCCUGCCUGCUGACUGGAAGCACCGCCGGGAGCCCCCGCCAGGGCCUCCGGACAGGGGGAGCGGCCGCCUGGACCGAAGCUACAGCCCCAGUUACAGCAGCCACGGCGGCCCAGGCCCGUUCUCUAGCAAAGGGCCCAUUUCGGAAGAGGGCCUGGGGGCCAGCAUGGCUUCCCUGAGCAGCGAAAACCCCUAUGCCACCAUCCGGGACCUGCCCAGCCUCCUAGGGAGCCCCUGGGAGAGCAGCUAUGUGGAGAUGAAAGGCCCUCCCUCAGGGUCCCCCCCCAGGCAGCCCCUUCAGCCCCGAGACAGCCAGAGGCGGCACCACCCCCAGCCACAGAGAGACAGUGGCACCUAUGAACAGCCCAGCCCUCUGACCUAUGACAGAGACUGUGUGGGCUCCCAGCCCCCGUUGCCUCCGGGCCUGCCCCCUGGCCACUAUGACUCACCGAAGAACAGCCACAUCCCUGGCCACUAUGACUUGCCUCCAGUACGGCACCCCCCGUCACCCCCACUCCGGCGCCAGGACCGCUGACGGGUCAGGAUGGCAUGCAGGGACCAGCAUACCUGUUCUUUGCUGCCCGAGGUUGGGGACAGAGCCUGCUGUACCCUGCCAGGAGCAGGGAGAGGACCAGCAGACCGUGAAUAUGAACGUUUACUAGAGGAAGUGAACGUGGAGGGGACAGGGCCUGGCUCCCAGCUUCCAGCACGGGAGACCCUGGUCAGCAGGAGCCCACAUUCCCUCUCGUCCCUGUUCCAACCUGCUGCUUUCCAAGGUCCCAGGGCCCUUGUGCAUAAACUGGUGGGAUGGAUGUUGCUAGAAAAGUCUGAUUUCAGAUUAAUGUCAAAAA